Molecule: messenger RNA, 3358 nt
Organism: Paramecium pentaurelia
Lineage: Eukaryota; Ciliophora; Oligohymenophorea; Peniculida; Parameciidae
Source: the annotation of a GenBank genome assembly
AUGAGUGGAUUUACACAUUAUAAAAUAGAAACAACAGAUUCAAGAAUAGAUGCUUAUCAACCUUAGAGAAAUUAUUAAUAUUAAUCAUACACAAAUACACAAUUAAGGUAUAAUUUUAGAUUGAUUUAUAUAGGUCUGAUGAUUAUAAAGUAUAAAGUAUUCCAAUCAUUUAAGAAUAAAUAACUUUAACUGAUUAAUCAUCUAUUUAGAAGAUUAUUGAAGCAAAAAAUAGAGGUAACAAAAUCGUUAUUAUUAGAAAUUACAAAUUUAAGAGAGAGUGUGAAUUCUUUGAAUAAUUAAAUAUCUGAUUAUUUGAAAGAAUUAGAUUAAUGGAAAUAUAAGUAUAAAUAAUUACAAGCUGAAAAAGGAAUUAGUCAUAUUACUACAGUUAGUUAGGUCAAUGAUUAUGAAAUUAAUUAAUAUAAAGAGGAGAUAAAUAAACUUAGAUAAGAAAACAAUGAAUAUAAGUAUAGAUUGGAAAGAAAUACAAGUGUUAUUUCAAAUGAUUAUGAAGUUAAUUAAUUGAAGAUGUAAAUUAAGUAAUUAGAAGAACAAUAAAAGAAAUCUUCAUAUGUAUCUUAUAUACCAAAUUAAGAAAUUAAUGAAUUGAAAGAUCAAAUUAAAUAAUUAACAUUUGAAAAGGAAGAUCUAAUUAAAGCCAAAAAUUUAUUAAAUUAAUAAUUCUAAUAAUCAUAAAUAUAAAUCUAAUCAAGCAAUUCAAAAUUAUCAUAUGGUUAAGAUUUAGAUUAAUUUAGAAAUGAAAGAGAUGAUUAUAAAAGAACAAUCAAAUUAUUAGAAGAUAAGAUACAAGAUCAAUAAUAAGAAAUAAAAAGAUUAAAUUUUAAUUGUGAUUCAUAUAUUUAAGAAAUUUAAUAAUCUUCAUUGAGAUCUACAAAUAAAAAUUAAAAUGCAGAAAUUGAAGGAUAUUUAAAAAGAAUAUCUGCUUUAUAACAUGAAGUUUUAGUAUGGCAAGAUCGUUACAAAGCAACAUAAACUUAAGAAUAGACAUAUGCUAUUGAAUAAAAGGUUGCUUAAAAAGAUAAUUAAAUUGCAUUUUUAUAAGAAAGAAUUAGAUAAUAUGAAUUACAAAUAGAUUAAUUAAAAUUAGAGGUAGAUAAAUCUAAAUAGGAAAUAAAUGGAUAUAGAAUUAGUUUUGAAAGCAGAAAAUCAGAUACAUAAGAAGUAAAUGCAUUAAAAAGAAAAAUUGCAGAAAUGGAAUAAGAUAUUUAAAUUUUAAUAUAAGAUUUAAAUGAAAGAGAUUAAAGAAUUAGUACUACAUAAAAUUAAUAUUAAGAAGAAAUUAGAAUAUUGAGAAAUUAACAUCAAUCUUAAUAUUAAUAAGAAUUAAUACAAUUAAGAGAAGAAAAAGAAAAAUAUCAAUAAGAUUAUGAAAGAUUAUCUAAUGAAUAUUUAAUAUUUUAGAGAUAAAGUGAUUAAUAUAAAAACAAUUCUUUAGAACUUGAUUCAUUAAGGAAAAGAAUAAUAGAAUUGGAAUAAGAAUUAAGAAAUUCAAAUUAUUAAUAUUAAGUACUUUAAAAUCAGUAUUCUCAAUUAUAAGUAUAAUUUUAAAAUCAAUAAUCAUCAUAAUAAAAUUAAUAUUAAUUAUUGAGUAUAAAAGAGGAAUAUUAGACUUUGUAAAAUUAAUAUAAAAUGAUAUAAAAUGAGAUUUAAACUUAUAAGGAUCUAAUAAAGAGAUAUCAAAAUGAUUAAGAAGAAUUAUAAUAAGAAAAUUAAUAAUUAAAAUCUUAAAAAUUGUAAAUUGAGAAAAAUUCUUAUUAAUUCACAAGUAUAUAGAAUGAAUAUUAAACUCUUUAAGAACGAUGCAGUUGGUAAUAGAAUGAAAUAUAAUCAUUAAAUGAAUAAAUUAGAAAAUAUAGAAAUGAUUAUGAAUCUUUAAACUAAAAUUUCUUAUUAUUAGAGAGAGAAAGUGAAAUAAAAUAUUCAUAAUAAAAUAAUAAAGAACUUGAGAUAUUAAAAUAAAAGAUUAAUCAAUAUGAAUAACGAGUUUUCUAAUAUGAAACAUAAAUAUCAUAAUUAAGAAUAUAAAUUCAAAACCAAGAAUAACAAUUUGAAUAGUCCUUCAAAGAGAGACUUAGAAUAGAAAUGUAACUUACUGAAUAGAAGGUUACUUAGUAAGGACUAUUCGAAUUAUAAUAAUUAUAAUUAUAGUAUAAAUAAUUGCAAAAUUAGUAUGAUCAAUUAUAGAUCAAAUAUUAAGAAUCUAAUAGUGAGUUAAGAUUAGUAAAGGAAUAAGUUACUAGAUAAAGUCAAUUUGAAAGUUAAACUUAAAGAGAUCAAAUGUAGUAAUUAAGAUAAAUAAAUUUAUAAUUAAAUUAAGAAAUUUCAAAUUUGAAGGAGCUUAAUCUAAAAUAUAAAAAUGACUAUGAAUAAAUCAAUUAAAGAUUUAUUAUCAUUUAAAGAGAAAGUGAAACUUACAAAAGUAGCUCUUUAGAAAUAGAUAGAUUAAGUAGUAGAUUAAGAGAAUUAGAUUAUGAAUUACAAGCUAAAAAUUAAUAAAUCAACAAAUUAUAAUUGGAAUUGAGAAAUUUAGAUAUGUAAAUUAGAGAUGAAUUAGAAUAAUAGUUCAUUUCAAGAUUGACAAUUGAAAGAUAGAAUUUAGAGGAUAGAUUGUAAUAAUAAAGUAUUCAAGAGAUAUAAUAAUUAUCUUAUCAAUUAUAAUAAACAUAAAUGGAAUUAAAUCAAUAUAGAUCUAAGUAUUAGUAAUUAGAACAAUAAUAUAAUUCAACAAAGAUAGAAAUAACUUAGAUUAGAUCUUAAUCAUCAAAUAUUAAUAAUGAAUAAGUUAAGAGAUUAUAAUUAACAAUUACAGAACUAGAACAUGAAAUAUAAACAUUAAAUAUUGAAAUUGAAAGAUAGAAAAAUAUAAGAUAAGAAUAAGAGAAUAAAAUUCAAAUUCUAAUUACAAAUAUAACUGAUUAUGAAUCACGUUUACAUAUUUUAGAAUAAGAAAAUACAAGAUUAGAGGCUAAAGUAAAAAAAUAGAUUUUCACUGAUAAACAAAAUGAUUAAUUGAUUGUGAAUUAAUUAAUAGGACAAUAGAGUUCAGGUAUUAAGAAGACCAAUGUCUAAAUAGUAACAAGAUAAUCUGGAAUAAAUUAAGUAUCUUAAAUACCUACAUCUUACAAUUAAUAUGUUGAAAGAUUUUAAUCUUAAAAUGAAGUUAAGUAAUCUUAAGUAUCCCAAAGAAUUUAAAGUCCUUAAUCUUAAAUAUAAAAUUAUUAAAGUCCUGAUAAAAAGUAAAUUAAUAAUUAUAUUUUUAAUUAGUUAUUAGACUUAGAAAAUAAUGACAACUAAAAGUGUGAAAUAAGCUAUUAUGUCAUCAGCUAAUUAAGGAUGA